AAUUUCCUUCAAAUACGUUUUACCAACACUAUUCAUACCUUACAUAAGAGGAAGUUCUCAACACCAUUUUCUGUCAACUGCUUCGUGUCGUGAAAAAAUUUGUUUUGUGCGCGGUACGGAUUUCAAUUUACGAAGAUGAUGAUGCAGCGAGCUAACCUUUUGGUCCCCGUAGCCAUUGAGGCGACCUUACAGUCGCAGCCGCAACGGGGUAUGGCUACUCUAAAAGCCAUUUCGAUCCGUUUGAAGUCGGUGAAGAACAUUCAAAAAAUUACGCAAUCCAUGAAGAUGGUGUCGGCCGCUAAAUAUUCGCGUGCUGAGCGUGACUUAAAGGCUGCUCGCCCUUAUGGUAUUGGUGCACAACAAUUCUUCGAGAAAACUGAAAUCCAAUCCGACGAAAAGGCCGAACCAAAGAAGUUGUUGAUUGCCAUGACCUCUGACCGUGGUCUAUGCGGUGCUGUGCACACCGGUGUUGCUCGCCACAUCCGUAACGAAUUGGCCAGUGGUGAAGCCAACACGAAGAUAUUCUGCGUAGGCGACAAGUCGCGUUCCAUUUUGGCACGUACUUUUGGCAAGAACAUCUUGAUGGUAGCUAACGAAGUUGGCCGUCUACCCCCUACCUUCCUGGAUGCCUCUAAAAUUGCUCAUGAGGUGCUAAAGACAGGUUAUGACUUCACCGAAGGUCAAAUCAUCUACAACAAAUUUAAAUCGGUGGUAUCAUAUCAGUUGUCUACGCUGCCAGUGUUUAGUGCACCAACCGUAGAGAAAUCGGAAAAGUUAGCACUUUAUGAUUCCCUCGACAGUGAUAUUGUACAGAGCUACUUGGAAUAUUCACUGGCGUCGCUAAUAUUUUUCACCAUGAAGGAAGGUGCUUGCUCCGAGCAAUCUUCCCGUAUGACUGCCAUGGACAACGCGUCCAAGAACGCUGGUGAAAUGAUUGAGAAACUUACACUCACAUUUAACCGUACCAGACAGGCUGUUAUCACUCGCGAGUUGAUUGAAAUCAUCUCUGGAGCUGCCGCUUUGAAUUAAGUGCGAACGAUUUCAAAUGCAUUAAAAAAAGAUUCUGCAAAGAAGAAAGAAAGUGUUUUUAAGUACAUAAAGAUACGGAAGUUGAAAGAAAUUAUAAAUAAAUAAAAAAUUACGAUAAACUUUGA
This is a messenger RNA of Anastrepha obliqua, 1154 nucleotides long. It is a transcript of the gene ATPsyngamma, whose product is annotated as ATP synthase subunit gamma, mitochondrial. The coding region runs from base 136 to 1029 and encodes 297 amino acids. Gene Ontology annotation, biological process: proton motive force-driven ATP synthesis. NCBI's taxonomy places the organism in Eukaryota, Metazoa, Arthropoda, Insecta, Diptera, Tephritidae. The record is from RefSeq and is a predicted model, not a curated record. Gene Ontology annotation, molecular function: proton-transporting ATP synthase activity, rotational mechanism. The transcript has 2 exons.